AUGGCUGCCGAGGGCCUCCGAUGUCGGCAGGUGAGUGCCGACAAGCUGGUGGCGUGGAUGGAAGGAGGAACGGAGAAGGUCCUUCUGAUAGACAGUCGCCCUUUUGUGGAAUAUAACACCUCCCAUAUCCUGGACGCCAUCAACAUUAACUGUUCCAAGCUGAUGAAGAGGCGGCUGCAGCAGGACAAGGUGCAGGUGGCUGAACUGAUCCAUCACUCCGCCAAGCAAAAGGUGGAGCUGGAGUGCCAGGCCCAGCAGGUGGUGGUGUAUGAUCAGAGCUCAUCUGAUGUCUCCUCUCUGCCCUCCGACUGUUUCUUGACGGUGCUGCUCCGUAAGUUGGAGAAACUCUUCAGCAAUGUCCACCUACUUGCAGGUGGAUUCUACGAAUUCUCCACCUGCUACCCCGGACUGUGUGAAGGGAAGGCUUCUAUCGUCCCCACCUGCAUCUCCCAGCCGUGUCUUCCUGUCUCCAGUGCCGGGCCCACCCGUAUCCUCCCUCACCUCUACCUGGGCUGCCAGAGAGAUGUCCUUAACAAGGAACUGAUGCAGCAGAAUGAGAUCGCCUUUGUGCUUAACGCCAGCAACACUUGCCCCAAACCUGACUUUAUCUGUGACUCCCAUUUCCUACGGGUUCCUGUCAACGACAGUUUCUGCGAGAAGAUCCUCCCGUGGCUAGACAAGUCUGUGGAUUUUAUAGAAAUGGCCAAAGCCUCUAAUAGCCGGGUCCUGGUCCAUUGUCUGGCUGGAAUCUCUCGCUCAGCCACCAUCGCUAUAGCAUAUAUUAUGAAGCGGAUGGACAUGAGUCUGGAUGAAGCCUACAGGUUUGUCAAGGAGAAGCGACCGACCAUCUCACCGAACUUCAAUUUCCUGGGCCAACUGCUGGACUUUGAGAAAAAGAUCAAAACUCAGGGUGAUCAGGCACCUGCCACCAUCUGCAAACUGAAACUGCAGCUGGAUCUGGGCUGCAGUGCCAAUGAAAACCACCUCCCUUCAGCCACCAUAGAGGUGCCUCAACUACAGAGUCCACAGCAAGCUCACCCUACCUCAGAAGAGCCACCACAAGCCUCGUACCUCGAGGAGGCACCACUCCUGCAAGGCCUCAAUGGACUGCAUGUGUCACACAGGGAGGACAGCAAUAAAAUAAAGCGCUCUUUCUCCCUAGAUAUCAAAUCGAUGGCUUACUGCAGCCUGUCUGGUGCAGCAUCACUCGUUUCUGCACCAGAGGACAGCAAAGAAUUCUAUAAACCUACGGCAUCUAUGGAAGGUGGUAGUAAGAUGUGCCAGUUCUCGCCUGUGGAGGAGGUCUCUGAGCAGACUCCAGAGGCUAGCCCCGAUCGGGGAAGAGGCAAAGAGGGUACCGGAGAUGCCCGCCAGUUGUCGUCAGACUGAGGACAAACACCGGCAAGCACAGCAGACAUCAUCUCGAAGCAGCUUCCUGUCUCAGCGCUCUUUAGCUGCACCCCUUUUCCGCAGUGGCAGCAUGGAGGACCACCGCAAAACUAACUUCCUGUUUGGAUUAUCCAGCAGCCAGCAGCAGCACCUGGCCAAGCCAGCGCUAGGCCUUAAAGACUGGCAUUCUGACAUAUUGGCAACUCAGGCCUCAUCAUUAACCGGCAGCUGGUACUUCACCUCUGAUGCACCCUCACACUUCUAUUCUGCCUCCACAUUGUACAGCGCGGGAGCCUUUGCAGCCUACAGCUGCGGCCAGCUGCCCAUGGACCCCUCUUGCGCGGUGCGUAGGAGGCAGAAGCCCUGCACCCGUGGAGACUCUAGACGCAGCUGGCAUGAGGAAAGCCCUUUCGAAAAGCAGUUCAAACGCCGCAGCUGCCAGAUGGAAUUUGGGGAAGGCCUAGGGGACAGCAGGUCCCGGGAAGAACUGGGCAAAGUAGGCAGCCAGACUAACUUCUCCGGCAGCAUGGAAGUCAUUGAAGUGUCUUGA
Messenger RNA from Staurois parvus, 1939 nucleotides. The record is from the annotation of a GenBank genome assembly. Lineage: Eukaryota; Metazoa; Chordata; Amphibia; Anura; Ranidae.